Messenger RNA from Daktulosphaira vitifoliae (grape phylloxera), 604 nucleotides. RefSeq lists its product as uncharacterized. The record is from RefSeq and is a predicted model, not a curated record. The transcript has 2 exons. NCBI's taxonomy places the organism in Eukaryota, Metazoa, Arthropoda, Insecta, Hemiptera, Phylloxeridae. The coding region runs from base 51 to 566 and encodes 171 amino acids.
ACUGUGGUCAUAGAAAUUGUAUUCAAUGUCCUGUAUUAGUUCCAAAAAAUAUGGGAUGGUUAUGGACAAUUGAGAAAAGUGGAAACGUACAAUUUAACAGAAAUUGGAAACCAGGCGGUAUUCAGAAGCAGGUGGCAAUUCUAAUGGAAACAGAGCAAAGAGAUGGAAAUCUACAUCACGAAAUAGUUCAAAAACAUUCUCAAACUAACAAACUUUAUACAAAACAAAUUAGGAGAAUUAACGAUCGAAUAAUUUUAAAUCAACCAAACAAAUAUUCUAUGCAAUCUAUAGAUGCUCAAAAAAGUCUAAAUCCAAAUUUUAAUAACCAAAUGGAUAAGCCAACAUUGAAGGUAAGCAAACGCAAUGGUCAAUAUUUGUUUCGUAUGCAUCAAAUAAAAGAAAAGAAAAUAGGAAGAUAUAACCAGUCUAAUAGUGACAUUGAACCCGUGCAAAUAGUAUUAGGCAGACAUGAAAGACAUAAUGGAGAAAAAUCAUCUGGGUCUAGUAUUGAUUUAGAACUUGUAGCUACAAAUAUGUUUAAUACAUUAAAACCAAAAAAUAAAUAAUUUUAAACUAUAAAUCAAUAAAAAUGUAUGAUAACUAA